This is a messenger RNA of Fonsecaea nubica, 840 nucleotides long. RefSeq lists its product as hypothetical. The transcript has a single exon. The coding region runs from base 1 to 840 and encodes 279 amino acids. NCBI's taxonomy places the organism in Eukaryota, Fungi, Ascomycota, Eurotiomycetes, Chaetothyriales, Herpotrichiellaceae. The record is from RefSeq and is a predicted model, not a curated record.
AUGGUAAGAAAGAAAUACCUAGAGCCUCGCACGUUGGCUCUGCCGGUGCUGGGUGUGGGAGACGCAAAAUCUGGUCGAUACGCAUGCUUACAUGGCAGGAAUCGUGGAGAGCUUGCACAAGGCUGGUACGAUCCCGAAACUUUAGAGAAGUCAAGAGCGCAGGGUCAAGUCCUGCCCUCCCCUCGAAGGACGAGUACACAACCGGGUCAGAUGAGGACGUCUGAUUCUCGUCCGCUGGGCCAGGGCAACGAGGAUACCGAAGAAGAAGUAGAUUUCGGUCCUCCCCUACCCUCAUCGCUCACGACGCGAGGUGAGCACGACGACUCUCUCAUGUCUCGAAGGCAGGGAGCCUCCGUACCUUCCCUCGAUGACCUUCGUGCACGGGACGAGCAGUUUACCGAAGAAGCCGAUGUGGCCCGGCGAGAGCAUACUAAACAACUCCGUCACGAACGUCAUCUAGAUCGCAGAGUUCAGAAAGAGCGUCUCGAAGAACUUGUACCGCGUGCCGAGGCGGGAAGCCGCGAGCGCCAACUGGAGAAAAAGCGCGAACGCGCCGAGGCCAAUCGCUCCUUUGCAGCUUCGAAAGAUGCGUCCGGCGAUGUAGAAAUCAUGGAUUCCGAGCUCAUGGGGGCCGAGGACGGUCUGACAGACCUCAAGAGACUGCAGAAGGAGCAGGAAAGAAAGAAAAACGAGAGGGAGCUUCGCAGAGAGGAAAUACUGCGGGCUAGGCGUGCAGAGCGAGAAAGCAAGUUACAAGCGAUUAAAGAAAAGGAAGAGAAAACCAUGAGCGUCUUCAAAGAGAUUGCACGACAGCGCUUCGGUGGUGGAGACGAGCCAUGA